Micropterus salmoides (largemouth bass) is the source of this 1552-nucleotide messenger RNA. It is a transcript of the gene aven, whose product is annotated as apoptosis, caspase activation inhibitor. The transcript has 6 exons. The record is from RefSeq and is a predicted model, not a curated record. Gene Ontology annotation, biological process: negative regulation of G2/M transition of mitotic cell cycle. The coding region runs from base 47 to 1003 and encodes 318 amino acids. NCBI's taxonomy places the organism in Eukaryota, Metazoa, Chordata, Actinopteri, Centrarchiformes, Centrarchidae.
CAACCUGAGGUGUCGCUGCUAAACUGUCCGGCCACAGUUGACAGUAAUGGAGGGAAGACCGAACAGAAGCAGAGGAGGGAAUUGGAAAAGAGGUGGCCGGGGUGGAUACGACAACGACAGUAGUGGCGGUGAACACCGGGGCAGAGGGAGAGGAGGCCACCACCGCGGCCGUGGUAAAAGAGACCACUACCGCGGUCGUGGACGCGGGGGAGGCGCCCAUGCAGCGGAGUUCCAUCACCGGGAUCAGGAUGAAGGGGACAACUUUCAGGAGGAAGAUGGCAGGAUGGAGAUGUUCUCCAGGAGGAAGCUGGAGUCAAACUGGGACCGUUACGAGGUGUCAGAGAGACAGGAGCCUGAUGAUGACACGCCCACUCAGAGAGGAACAGACUACCACAUCCUGCUGGAGUCAGCAGGGGAUUCGUUCACUCAGUUCCGGUUUUCAGAAGAAAAGGACUGGGAGAUUGACUCGUCUGCAGCCAGUCUGAUGUCUGCAGUGUUUGUGGACCUCCCAGCACUGGCCCAGAGCCUUCAGCAAGUGCCUCUCCAUCAGAGACUCAACCUGGAGGCUGAGCUGGUUCAGGUCUUGACACCAGUACAGCUGCCAACUAUGACUCUUGCAACUAAACAGGAGAUUUCAAAAACGACCACAUUCACUCCUCCGUCUGCUUUAAAAGUCCCCGUGGAUAAAAAUCCAGUGUCGGACUCGCAGGUUUCCUUGCGUCCUGCAGAGCCGCCGGCGGAUGAUGUUGAUGAAGAGCUGGACCAGCUGCUCAGUUUACAGAAACCAGUCUUGGGUGUUUCAGGAAACCAGUCUGUCACAGACGAGGAGACUGCCGUUCCAGAGAAAGCGUGUGAGGAAGUGAAGGAGGUGGUGCCAAAGGUGAUAGAAGAGAAGAUGGAGGAGGUGAAAGACAAAGACGUCACACCUCCCAAGUCUGCUUCCGCCCGACAGGAAGUGACAGAGGAGGACCUGGAGGACUGGCUCGACAGCAUGAUCUCCUGACCCACCAGGGAAAGACUUGAUUAAAGACAGAAGAUAUAGGUAUAUAAAGUAAACUGGACUUCAACUUCUGUCUGUUAAAAGUCAUAUCAGACCUAAGUAGAACUUUAAGCAUUCAGUCUGAAAGCUGAUUAUAUUAUAUGUACAUUCUUAAAGAACUUGAUAGUUGUUUUUGGCCUUCACUUUUUUUUGGGUUUUAAAAAAUGAGGGUCAAGUUAUUAGUUUAUCCAGUUUCCGGGUCUGAUUGAGAGACGGAACAGUAUGUCUCAGUUUGUGAGAACGUGUCAAAAUGUUCCCGCUCUGUCUUUCAUGUUUUAGAGAAGUAACGGUCUGUUCCUUGUGAGGCUGUGAAAGUUGCACGCCACAGGAGUGUUGCCAUCAGAGGGAUGUCAGCUGCCAAACGGACGGACACGUUUGGUUUAUUGCGUCAAUUACUUUAUUCAUUUUCUCCCCCUCAUCAAAAGAAAUGCAGUUUACCAAAGCUACUACGUACAUACAAAUGGCCAUACAAUAGCAGUGAACCAUUUUGUCAUCAAUAAAUCCUUGAACCAA